GUUGGCAAAAGAAAUGAUCAAUGAUGGAUUAUUAUGACAAAGACGUGAAGUUUGAAGGAAUAGAAAUGAAAAUCUGAUGGUGGGUAUUUUAAGGUGGAGAGUGGAUUCAAAGACAAGACAAAAUCAAUGGGGAGAGGAAAAAAAGAGGUGGCUUUUUUGGGUGAUAUUUUCUUGACGAAGUCUUAGCUGGAGAGAAAGUAUAUACUAUUAGGUAUUGCCGGCCUAUCAUUGUUUGAAUGUGUUUUAGUGUUUUCGUACACAAAAAAUCCGAGAGAGAAUUGAGGUCGCGUUGACUCUGAUUGAAGCUUUGUGGAGAGGUAGCUAUGGCUUCUGCUGCACCCAUUGGGUUGUUCUUCUUUCUAGCCUUGUUUUCUGCAAGAAUUCAUGUUAUUGUGUCUGUUACCAACUCUGAAGAUGGUGCUGCUCUCCAAUCUCUGAAGAGCUCAUGGGAAAAUACACCACCAACCUGGCAGCAGUCGGACGAUCCUUGUGGAUUCCCCUGGGAAGGAGUCACCUGCAACAAUUCAAGAGUGACUGCAUUGGGACUAUCAACAAUGGGACUUAAAGGGAGACUAAGUGGUGACAUCAGUGGCCUAAGCGAAUUAAGAUCCUUGGAUUUGUCAAAUAACAAAGAACUCACAGGUCCACUCACUCCACGGUUAGGGGAUCUAAAGAACUUGAAUAUCCUGAUCUUGCAAGGCUGUAGCUUUACCGGAAAUAUUCCGAGUGAGCUUGGCAAUCUUGCUGAGCUAUCGUUCCUGGCUUUGAACACAAACAACUUAAGUGGUGGAAUACCUCCUUCUUUCGGGAAACUCUCUAAACUCUACUGGUUGGAUCUAGCAGAAAAUCAGUUAACAGGACCUCUCCCCGUGUCAACGGCCAAUACUCCAGGCUUGGACCAACUUCAUAAAGCUAAACACUUUCAUUUCAAUAAGAACCUGCUUUCUGGUACCAUCCCUGCCCAACUUUUCAGCUCAGAUAUGGUACUGAUACAUGUGUUAUUUGAUAGUAAUCAACUUACUGGGAGAAUUCCCUCGACAAUAGGACUUGUUCAGACACUUGAGGUUCUUCGACUUGAUAGAAAUUCUUUAACAGGAUCAAUACCAUCAACCAUCAGCAACCUUACAAACAUCAAUGAAUUGCAUUUGGCACUAAACCAACUGUCAGGCACCAUACCAGACUUAUCUCCAAUGACUGCUCUAAACUACUUGGACCUUAGCAACAAUUCCUUUUUAGCAUCAGAAGUUCCGGCUUGGUUCUCAUCAUUGACAUCACUCAACACUUUGGUCAUGGAAUAUUCAUCACUUCAAGGGUCUGUUCCCCCGGAAUUCCUCACUUUUCCAAGGAUACAAGUACUGAAACUGAGGAAUAAUGCAUUAAACGGCUCGCUGACAAUUGGCGGAGCCAAUUUUAGCUCACUAUUGCAACUUGUUGAUCUGGAGAACAACCAGAUUUCUUUAGUAACACUUGGUUCUGGCUUCCAAAGUACACUAAUACUUAUGGGAAACCCAGUCUGUGACAAUGCGCUUGCAAAUACUGUUUACUGUCGUCUUCAGCAACCGACGAUGAGGCCAUAUUCCACCAGCUUAGCCAAUUGUGGAGAUAAAACAUGUCCUCCUGAUCAGAAGCUCAGCCCUCAGAGUUGUGAAUGUGCUUAUCCGUUUGAAGGGACAAUGUAUUUCAGGGCACCCUUCUUCCGGGACUUAUCCAACGUGUCUUUGUUUCAUUCACUAGAGAUGAGCUUAUGGGUGAAACUGGGUCUAACUCCUGGUUCAGUAUACCUUGAGAACCCAGUAUUUAAUAUCGAUGACUAUCUUCAGCUGCAGGUAGCACUCUUUCCACCUUCUGAACUGUAUUUUAACAGAUCAGAAAUUAUAAGGAUCGGGUUUGAUUUGAGUAAUCAAACCUACAAACCUCCUCCGGAGUUUGGACCAUAUUUCUUCAUCUCAUCUCCUUACCCUUUCCCAGUCGCACAUCAUGGAACUUCUAUUAGCACUGGCGUAAUUGCUGGAAUAGCAGUUGGCUGUUUGUUUCUGGUUCUGGGCCUAAUUGGAGUAGGGAUAUACGCAUAUCAACAAAGAAAACGUGCAGAAAAGGCUAUCUUGCAGAGUAAACCAUUUGCAUCCUGGGUACCAAGUGGCAAUGACAGUGGUGGUGCUCCACAAUUGAAGGGAGCGAGAUGGUUCUCUUACGAUGAACUUAAGAAGUGCACUAGUAACUUCUCAGAAACAAAUGAGAUAGGCUCUGGAGGCUAUGGAAAGGUAUAUAAAGGAAUGAUUUCAGAUGGACAAAUCGUGGCAAUUAAAAGAGCACAGCAAGGAUCAAUGCAGGGUGGACUUGAGUUCAAGACUGAAAUCGAGUUGCUUUCGCGAGUUCAUCACAAGAACCUGGUAGGCCUUGUGGGAUUCUGUUUCGAACAGGGAGAACAGAUGCUGGUUUAUGAGUUCAUGCCCAACGGAACACUCCGUGAAAGUCUAUCAGGGAGAUCGGGCAUCUAUCUUGAUUGGAAAAGGAGACUCCGGAUCGCUCUUGGCUCAGCUAGAGGACUAACAUACUUACAUGAGCUUGCAAAUCCACCAAUAAUCCACAGAGAUGUUAAGUCCACAAAUAUUCUACUGGAUGAAAAUUUAACAUCAAAGGUUGCAGAUUUCGGGUUGUCUAAGCUGGUACAAGAUGCUACUAAAGGACAUGUUUCAACUCAAGUUAAAGGCACACUGGGUUAUCUGGAUCCUGAGUACUACAUGACUCAACAAUUAACCGAGAAGAGCGAUGUGUACAGUUUUGGAGUGGUGAUGCUAGAACUUGUGACGGCUAGGCAGCCGAUUGAGAAAGGAAAGUACAUUGUCCGAGAAGUGAGAAUGGCGAUGAACAAGACGGAUGCAGAGUAUUAUGGUCUGAAGGAAAUGAUCGAUCCAAGCAUUAGAAACGCAGGAAAUCUGGUCGGGUUUGUUAAGUUUGUGGACCUGGCAAUGCAGUGCGUUGAAGAGUCGGCCUCCGACCGUCCAACAAUGAGUGAGGUGGUGAAGUAUAUUGAAACUAUACUGCAAAGUGAUGGCAUAGCCACAAAUUCAACAUCUGCAUCAUCCUCUGCUACGGACUUUGGAGUCACCAAGGGUUCACAUAAACAUCCUUACAAUGAUUUGCCCAGAAAGGAUGUUGGUGACAGUGAUGCUUUUGAAUACAGUGGUGGAUACACGUUCUCAGCUAAAGUUGAGCCCAAGUAGCAUUUCGUCUUUCUCGUACACUUCUGAAUUUUGUCCUCUUUUUUUUCCCUAUAGAUAACUUGUUUUCAGUACAUAGCGAGAGUUUGAAUUGUUUGAUUGUCUGUUACAAUGUGUAAUAUCAAAAAUGAUAUAUAUCCAUAGGGUUUUUCAUACAUAACCGUCCAUAAUCAUAUGAAAAUUAUGUUGUUUUAACACAGUUCUUAUUA
This is a messenger RNA of Tripterygium wilfordii, 3430 nucleotides long. Its product is annotated as probable leucine-rich repeat receptor-like protein kinase At5g49770. The record is from RefSeq and is a predicted model, not a curated record. The coding region runs from base 324 to 3224 and encodes 966 amino acids. Gene Ontology annotation, molecular function: protein kinase activity; protein binding; ATP binding. The transcript has 19 exons. Gene Ontology annotation, biological process: protein phosphorylation. Lineage: Eukaryota; Viridiplantae; Streptophyta; Magnoliopsida; Celastrales; Celastraceae.